AUGCUCUUGAGAAGUUUGGCACGCGGGGUGUAUGGCAGUCGGGCCGUUCGGCCAAUGACAGCCGUCAGAGGGUUCCAGUCUAUUUAUCAUGCGCCGGUUCCGAUUCUGGACGAGUCGAAACUCGAAACCAAGAUCCUGGCAAAAGCGUACGACAAGUAUGUGCCGGAGCACGGGUUCACGCAAAAAUCAGUGGAUCUUGCUGUUUCUGAGCUCCAAUUAAAGCCCGACAAUUUGUCUGGACUGUUUGGGAUCGGAUUACAGGUCCCUGACGUUGUGAACGAGCUGAUUAUGUACCAUUUGAAGUAUACGAGAGCCAAAUUAGCCGACUAUAGAAACGAGGCAGACAAGUUGGGUACGGAAACAGAGAAAGUGCGGUUUUUCCUCACAAAGAGACUGCUGGACAACAAGCCGAUCAUCAAACAUUACCAUACGGCGCUGGGAAGAAUGGUGCUUCCAUUGAAUGUGAGUACAUUCUUGACAGAGCUACAUAAUCUUUCCGACGACAUCACGUAUUAUUCUGGAGACCGGUCGAACGACUUUGCGUGGUACUCCAAACGGUUUGCAUUAUCCGGGGCCAUUGUCCAAUCGGAGCUGUUCAUGCUGGGCGACACAUCUGCGGAUUUCUCGCCAACCAUCGAGUUUAUGAACGACAAGAUCACUCAUAUCGACACUCUUGGGUAUGCAUACAAUUCUGUUGAGGAAUGGGCGAUAUUCAACGGGAUCAGCCUUCCUACGCCACGACACAUUGUCCAGGACGAGAGUCUGGACCCGUCAUAUGAGAAAGAACCCAUAAUACCAACAAUCUCCGUGGACCAUCACGUUGAUACGCACAGUGACUACUUCAUUGUUGUUCCCGAGGUGUUGAAACCGAUAUACGAGGGCUUUUUGAAGACUGUCGAGUCGAAAGUCGUUUCCUCGAUCAGUGUUAAGUUCCCAGAACUAGAAGACGAGGACGAAAUCGACGAGUACGACGAACAAGAACAGCUCUACAAGUCGUCAAACGCAUUUCUGGCCAAACAGGACUCCAAAACCAUCGAGAUUCGUCAGUUCGUAGCUGCCGGAAACGCAAUUAACGUGCUGUUGGUGCCCAUCUUCAAGAACAAACUGGUUUACAACCUGUUUGCGUCCGCAUUGUUCACUCAUUUUGCCGUCUCCAAGCUGCUCUGUCUGGGAACCAGCGAACUGAACGGAUCAACUAUCAACAAACUGGUCUCGGACAAUUACGAGAAGUUCUCCGAAUCGUCGCUGGUCAGCCAGGUGCCGACCAUGAGACCACCGAAUUUCGUCACCGGAGCAACUGGUGCUCUGAUUUCCCAGGCAAACACACGCCAGGUCCCGGUGGCAGCACUGGUUGUUUCUGCAGAAGGAGCUUUCCAGCUGGAUAUGGAAAAAUACGACCUGGACUCGCUCUCAGACCUGUCGCACGUGCUCGACGACUAUCUCAGUCUCAAGGGCAAAUACAUCAAGACCGUGCAGGACCUUUCCAAAGCCAAAAGAGCCACCAGUGGUAGCAACGCUUUGUACAUAUGA
Messenger RNA from Ogataea philodendri, 1530 nucleotides. RefSeq lists its product as uncharacterized. The transcript has 2 exons. The record is from RefSeq and is a predicted model, not a curated record. Lineage: Eukaryota; Fungi; Ascomycota; Pichiomycetes; Pichiales; Pichiaceae. Gene Ontology annotation, molecular function: lipid binding. Bases 1 to 1530 code for a protein of 509 amino acids. Gene Ontology annotation, cellular component: mitochondrial inner membrane. Gene Ontology annotation, biological process: ubiquinone biosynthetic process; proteasome assembly.